Triticum aestivum (bread wheat) is the source of this 2159-nucleotide messenger RNA. RefSeq names its product serine/threonine protein kinase OSK4. Gene Ontology annotation, molecular function: ATP binding; protein serine/threonine kinase activity. Gene Ontology annotation, biological process: protein phosphorylation; intracellular signal transduction. NCBI's taxonomy places the organism in Eukaryota, Viridiplantae, Streptophyta, Magnoliopsida, Poales, Poaceae. Gene Ontology annotation, cellular component: cytoplasm. The record is from RefSeq and is a predicted model, not a curated record. The coding region runs from base 229 to 1860 and encodes 543 amino acids. The transcript has 10 exons.
UGGUGAUGCUGACGUUGGCCUUUCUCUUUCCCCCGGGUACGCCGCCCUCACCUAGGCUCUCGCACAAAGCCUAAAGUUCCAUCAGUCCCAUCCCCGGAGAAGAGAGCGACCAGACCAGCCGAUCGACCCCAAAACCUCUCUCGAUUCGAGGCCGCCCUCCGCUCCACUGGGCCGGCGCCUUCCUCUGUCCGGGCGGGGGCGGCUGACCACGCGAUUUAGCCAGUGAAAAUGGAUGGGAACACCAGAGGAGGCGGACAUUCUGAAGCAUUGAAGAACUACAAUGUGGGCAAAACAUUAGGUCAUGGCACAUUCGGAAAAGUGAUGAUUGCAGAGCAUAAGCUUACAGGACAGAAAGUUGCUAUAAAGAUUCUGAACCGUCGUCAAAUGGAAAUUAUGGAAAUGGAAGAGAAAGCAAAGAGAGAAAUCAAGAUAUUGAGGUUGUUCAUUGACUUAAUUCACCCUCAUAUCAUCCGGGUUUAUGAGGUCAUUGAGACACCUAAGGAUAUAUUUGUUGUGAUGGAAUAUUGCCAGAAUGGUGAGUUAUUGGAUUACAUUGUUGAGAAAGGGCGGUUACAGGAAGAUGAAGCUCGUCGAAUCUUCCAGCAGAUUAUAUCUGGUGUUGAAUACUGCCACAGAAACAUGGUUGUUCAUCGUGAUCUAAAGCCAGAAAACUUGUUACUUGAUUCUAAAUAUAAUGUGAAACUUGUUGACUUUGGGUUAAGUAAUGUGAUGCAUGAUGGCCAUUUUUUGAAGACUAGAUGCGGGAGUCUAAACUAUGCUGCACCAGAGGUAUUCACUUAUUUGUAUUAUUUGACUCCUUAUCCUCAUACUUCUUCGCACACAUCGUCUGCGGUAAUAGCUUUAACCAGGAUCUCUGCGCAGCUUAUCUCAGGUAACUUGUACGCUGGACCUGAGGUUGAUGUCUGGAGCUGUGGGGUGAUACUUUAUGCUCUUCUUUGUGGCAGAGUUCCAUUUGAGGAUGACAAUAUUCCCAACCUGUUCAAAAAGAUAAAGGGAGGUUUCUAUAUCCUUCCAAGUUAUUUAUCUGAUCUUGCAAUGGAUUUGAUCCCAAGAAUACUUAUUGUUGAUCCCAUAAAGAGAAUCACAAUUCGUGGAAUUCGGGACCACCCAUGGUUUCAGAAUCGCCUUCCUCGCUCCCUGGCAGUGACUCCACCAAACACGCCACAACAAGCCAAAAUGAUUGAUGAAAAAACACUUCAAGACGUUGUCAAUCUGGGAUAUGAUAAAUAUCAUGUGGGUGGUUCGCUGUGUAAUAGGCUGCAAAAUGAGGCAACUGUUGCAUAUUACUUGCUCUUGGACAAUCGGUUCCGGGCUACUAGUGGCUAUUUGGGGGCUGACUAUCAACAACCAAUGGAUAGGAGUUUUAAUCAGAUUACUUUAUCGGAAUCAGCAAGGCCUAGUACCAAGAAUUAUCUUCUAGGAAGCAAUGGUUCUCAAGGCAGUGGCUUGCGGCCAUAUUACCCCGUUCAAAGGAAAUGGGCUCUUGGCCUCCAGUCUCCAGCUCACCCUCGUGAUAUAAUGAUUGAGGUUCUAAAGGCACUUCAGGAACUAAAUGUCCGCUGGAAGAAGAAUGGAGACCACAACAUGAAAUGCAGGUGGUGCCCUGGGUUUCCUCAGGUCAGUGAUAUGUUAGAUGCCAACCACAGCUUUGUUGAUGGCUCUACCAUCAUGGAUAUUGGCGAUGCUAAUGGGAGGCUACCUACUGUGAUCAAGUUUGAAAUCCAGCUUUACAAGACCAAGGAUGACAAGUACCUGCUCGACAUGCAGAGAGUCACUGGACCCCAGCUCCUCUUCCUGGAAUUUUGUGCGGCCUUCCUUACCAACCUUAGGGUUCUAUAGUGCUUGUUUUGGUUGAGUGGUGAAUAGCAGAACAUAUGACUGUCCUGUGCGGUGCGUUUCAUUGUCGCAAUGGUGAAUAAGUGAUGGUGUGUAAGUAUGUAGGUUGUGCGUUUCAUCUUCGGUUUACCCAGUCCCUGACAGUGAACCAUGCUUGUUUUUUUUAAACAUAAAGACUUUAUCCAGAUUAGGUGCAUUUUACAGAAAGAACCGUGCUUGUUUGAGUGACUAGUCCUGUGUCAAGCACCAAAAAGUUGUGGUUGUUAUAAAUAAGAUUUAUAUGGUAAAUAGGUUGUGGUGAA